Sclerotinia trifoliorum is the source of this 4929-nucleotide messenger RNA. The record is from the annotation of a GenBank genome assembly. NCBI's taxonomy places the organism in Eukaryota, Fungi, Ascomycota, Leotiomycetes, Helotiales, Sclerotiniaceae.
UAGAGUAACGAGCUUGGUGGGAUAUGGGAUAUGGGAUAUGGGAUAUCUAUCUACCCGUACUCGAGUUGUAAAAUAAUACACACAAAGUAUAUCAACACUUUAUUGACACCCGUCCUUCUCCAACACAAGAUUUAAAUCAACCUAUCUAUCUCUCACAUUAAGAAUAUACCAAUAGUAAGCCAAUGUUUUAUUCUCUUUCCCUACUUUAUUCUUGCUCUAGAUUUUAUAGCUUCAGCUCGAACAGUCAGUAUAAGAAGCUAAUUCAACCCUACCUUUCUUUCUCAAGCCUCCUCCUAUCCACGCCGCAUAUAACCAGACGAACAAAUAAGCAACAUCUACCAGUUUCUCCAAUAAACAAAUGGUAAUUUGAUAGUGUCACAACAUAGCCUUCCUCUCACAGCUAUUACCAACCGGUCUGCCAGUCCAUAGUGGCAAUGGCUUCUAACUCGAUAACAACAAAUCCGACCUCACAAACCGUCGCAUCUUUACUACCAAAGCUUCAUGAUGCGGACCCUGAUUAUAGAUUCAUGUCACUGAAUGAUCUUUUUCAAGUCCUGACGAUUGGAAAGGCGGAUCUUCUUCACAAUGACUAUAGUACAGCUGCAAAGACGGUAGAUGGUAUUAUCAGAACCUUGGAUGAUCAAAAUGGGGAGGUACAAAAUUUGGCCAUUAAAUGGUUAGUCUGUCAAUGGCCCCUAAUAGAAGUAGAAUUUAGCUGACCUGACAUAGUCUUGGACCGCUCGUCACAAAGUUACCGAGCAACAUAAUUGCUCCGCUAAUCGAAAGACUUUCGACAUUGACAACUGAAAAUUCUGUUGACAACUCAAUACCUGCAAUGGCUCUACGUACAGUGGUCAUCACGCUCCCAAGACCCGUGAGUGGUGUUGCACCGUCCAAAGAAGUCCUCGAAGCAUAUUCUGCGAUUAGCAGAGUUUUGAUACCAAGAUUAGUAGGUCGUAUAGUCACUUCAACAUCUACCAGGGGCCAAAAUCUUCCGAAUCCUCCACCAGGAAUGCUCGACCCUUCCACAAACCCAGAAAUCGACUCUGAUGCUGUUGAUGUUUUGAUUGAAGUCGCAAGAUGCUUCGGUCCUCUUUUACAACACGCAGAAGUUGAAGCACUUCAAAACUUGGUUGUCGGUAUCUUAGAAACCGAAAAGGCUAGUUCUGUUGUGAAAAAGCGGGCCGUAGUCGCUGUGUCUCUACUAGCUAUGCACUUGACGGAUUCCGACCUCAGUGGCUUUGUAUCUCACAUCAUCGAGUCUCUUCGUAACCCACACUUGACCGCGCCACAACGACGUUUGUACAUUACCAUUUUAGGAUCAAUGGCAAGAUCAAUACCCUCUAGGUUCGGUCCUUAUUUGAAGGCCCUUGCACCCUUCGUACUUUCAGCAUUAAGCGAGCAAGAACUACAGGAUCAGCUUGAAAACGCCGCCGAGGAUGGCGAAAGUAAUCCUGAAAUAGACGACGUGAGGGAAUCUGCACUUGUCGCGCUGGACGGCUUUUUGGCUUCUUGUGGUACGGAAAUGCGAAUCCACACAGAGGAAACAAUUGCGGCAGCUCUUAGAUUCUUAAAGUAUGAUCCGAAUUAUAACGACGAUGAUGACGAGGAAAUGGGAGGGACUGAAGCUGACGAAGAUGAUAUGGGUGAUUUCGACGACGAUGAUGAUUUUGAGGCAGACAAUGGAUUUGAUGAUGACGAUGAUGAUGCAAGUUGGAAAGUUCGAAGAUGUGCAGCGAAAACUCUCUACACUUUGAUCUCAACUAGAGGCAGUGGUGAUCUACUUGAAGAUGGAACUCUAUAUGCUCAAGUCGCUCCAACCCUUGUUCAGAGGUUCAAUGAACGUGAGGAGAAUGUCCGACUUGAAGUUAUUGCUACCAUGGCAUCUCUUAUCGGGAGAACUGGGGAAGGCGUCGUACUCGACUUUUCGCCGGAUGAGUCGUUGGCUUAUGCAAAUCAAGCACCCCAAAGUCGAAAACGCAGAAGAGAGAGUAGUGGUUCAGCUACUUUUGAUAAUAAAUCGUUCAUCUCGAGAUCUGCUGGUUUGGCAUCACCAACCAUUGAGCCGCUUCCUGUUUCAGGUCCCCGCGCAGACCUGGCAAAAUUGACUCCUAUGAUUGUAAAGGCUGUCGUGAGACUACUGAAGACAAGCCCCAUUCCAACGAAGCAAGCCCUCAUAAAUCUCUUGGAUAAGAUGGUUUCGGUUCAGGUUGGGAGUCUUUCAGAACACUUCAGUCAGCUUGUGGAUCCUAUCCUGGAUUGUUAUAAGCCAUCAUCUGGACCAUCAUCUACUGCCGUCACUGGUGGUGGUGCUGCAUCAGCAACUGCAAAUACCUUGCGAAUUGCUGCUCUCAAAUUACUAGGCGACAUUUCACAAACUCAUUCUUCAAGCGUGUUACAGCCUCACCUGCCCAAAAUUAUUCCAUGCGUAGCGUCAGCUGUACAUAAUAAGUUUUACAAGAUAUCUAGUGAGGCUAUUGGUACAGCUGAGCAACUUGUAAAGGCUUUGACCCCGCCACGUUCGAAGUCGAUUAAACCAACCCAGCAAGAAGAUGUUCUAAAAUUAUACCAGGUGAUAGUUGACCGUGUAUCUGCUACUGAUGCAGAUGUCGAAGUCCGUCAACGUGCUAUACAUGCCCUAGGUAUCAUGCUUGCUCGUACAGCAAGUCCGGAAGGUUCAUCGCUUCUCACAGAAAACAACCGAAGUGCUGCUCUUAGUGUACUCAGUGACAGACUAAAAAACGAAACUACUCGCCUUGCUGCUGUAAGAGCUAUCGAUACUAUUGCGGUUGGUUCACUUGAGGUUAGUUCAGCCGCUAAAGACCAACUGCAGCCUUCAUGGAUCCGAGAUGUCUCCCUAGAACUUGCUGCACAGCUCAGAAAGGCCAACAGAUCUCUGCGCGGUGCAAGUCUUGGUGCUCUGAAGAAUCUCAUCGUAUCUCCCGCAGCUAGAAGCUCCCUCGAUGCUCCCACUAUUCAAGGCCUUAUCGAUGCACUUCUUCCACUCUUGACCACAGUCGAUCUUCAUCUUCUCGGUCCAGCACUACUCGUACUGGCUACUUUGGUUACGGAUGAUGCAAAGCUUGUUGUUACUGAUCAGCUAAAUUCUGCUCUGUGCGGAUUAUUGACCUCAACUUUAGGUGGCGCUGUACUUGAUGCCGUCCUUCUCUUGGUCGCUAAUAUCGGCAAGCAGGGAGUUGGCCAACCUUUGAUGUCUGGUUUGUUGAGGGAUGUAAGUACUAGUGGAGACUCCACGGUUGUAGGGAAAGCCAUUGGUACACUUUUGGUAUUCGGAGGAUCUUCAGUUGGUGUCACACUUGACAACUUCUUGAGCGAACUACAAAACUCUUCUUCGGACGAAGCUAAACAAUGCUUGGCCCUGGCUGUUCUCGGAGAAGCCGGAUUACAAUUGGGUGAAAAAUCUCCUUUGAAGCCAUCCACCUUCACAGCUCGCUUUAGAUCUUCUUAUGACAAAGUUCCUCUUGCUGCAGCGAUCGCAUUGGGACGUGCUGGAGCUGGAAACAUACCUUUGUAUCUUCCAGAAGUAUUGAAUAUGAUCAAGGACGGAAACGAAUUCUUACUUCUACAUUCCAUCAAGGAGAUACUUCAGCAAGCCGGCAGCAACCCCACUGCCAUCACCAAGCAUACUACUAUUCUUUGGGAAAGAUUGCUUGCCGCUUCCCAAGCCGAGGACAAUAAAGCUGUCGGUGCAGAGUGUAUUGGUCGUUUGACAAUGAUUGACCCUAAGGCAUUCAUGCCACAACUAAAGGUUCGUUGUGAUGGAAGAUAAUGAAUUGCGUCAGCUAAUUAUUUCACAGGGCUACCUCACAAAUCCAUCUGCUUCGAUCCGGGCUAUGGUUAUUCAAGCGAUCCGUUAUACACUAUCUGAUAGUGAUGAUUCGCUCGACUCAGUAUUGAAAGUCAUGUUGAUUGAUAUGCUCAAGGUCAUGCUGACUGAUACCGAGUUGGAGAACCGUCGAUUGGCACUGACUACAUUGAACGCUGCUGCUCACAAUAAAGCAGAUCUCAUUAACCCAAACCUUAAUCAGUUGCUUCCUCUUGUUAUGAGUGAAUCGAUUGUCAAGGAAGAGUUGAUUCAUGAGGUAAUGAUGGGACCCUUUAAACAUAAGGUUGAUGAUGGUUUAGAAGUCCGAAAGGUAAGACAUACAUCAUAGCUUCAGCCGUACAUUACUAAUCUAAACUACAGAGUGCAUACGAGACUUUAUAUGCUCUUAUGGAGACGGCAUUUUCACGUAUGAACAUUCUUGACUUUUACGAUCGUAUUAUCGCGGGUCUGAAGGAUGAGCACGAUAUUCGAUCUCUCUGCAAUCUCAUGUUGAACAAGUUGGUUAUCCUCGAUCCCGAUGAGACAUCUCGACGCCUCGACGCAAUUGCAGACUGCUUCCGCGUUACUCUAUCGGUCAAAUUAAAGGACACAGCAGUCAAACAAGAAGUUGAGAAGCAAGACGAGGCAAUCAAGAGCACCCUCCGCUCAACACUAAACCUGCAUGCUCGCAUCCCAUCAGCAAGCACGGGGAUAGGUGCGCAAGGCAGCCAACAUCAGACAUGGAGAACCUAUUUUGAAUGGGUAGAGAAGGAUUUCGAAGGACAAGUGAAGUCGUUGAGGGAGGAGAAGAAAGAUACUAUUAUUUGAGUGGAGUGAAAGGGACCUAAACUCAACUAAUGAUGCGAUGAUACCAUUGAUGACGAAUGAUGAAGAUAGCGAAGAUUCCAUACGAGCAAUGUUAUGUAUGUAUUUGUUUUUAAAAUAGCAAAAAGCACACAUAUACAGUAUGCAAUACAUACGAAGCGGACGAAUCGAGCAGGUGCAGGGUGGUACUAGAUAUCAGGGCUCGCUUGGAAUGCAGAUCUGUUUUAGGCCAGAUAGCUCGUAAGAAUCAAUUACAGUAUUCAUACAAAUGAUGUAAU